Messenger RNA from Oncorhynchus keta (chum salmon), 7009 nucleotides. It is a transcript of the gene tshz3b, whose product is annotated as teashirt zinc finger homeobox 3b. Gene Ontology annotation, biological process: regulation of transcription by RNA polymerase II. NCBI's taxonomy places the organism in Eukaryota, Metazoa, Chordata, Actinopteri, Salmoniformes, Salmonidae. The record is from RefSeq and is a predicted model, not a curated record. Gene Ontology annotation, molecular function: DNA-binding transcription factor activity, RNA polymerase II-specific; DNA binding. Gene Ontology annotation, cellular component: nucleus.
UGUUGCAUCAUUCUCAGCAGUAUAUUUCAUAAUAGGCCUAUUGAACACUGUACAGGUGUACAGACAAUCCUUUCCAGUUGUCUUCCACAACUCGUUUAGUCCUCAGCACCAUUAGGAGAUAUCAGUCAGCAUAUCUCAAGUAAAGCGCUUUAUUGCGCUUUGCCUUUUGGUGCGUUCCCAAAAAGCACCACUUUUACGCUUCUUUACGCACAAACCAAAUACAACUUUUGGAUACGAUGUUUUUAGUCCAUUUGAGACUAAAUGUGUAUAUGGUUUCCAUAGUUUGCAUUACAAAAACAUAGUGAUUCUUUCAGGUAGCAGUGGCUUUCCAGAGUUGACAGUAGGCUUCAGACGACUAGAGGCAGAGAGGCGCACAGCUUUACAUAGCCCACUGUCUCAAUGCAAUGUUAGUGAAAAGCUACCGAUUGCAUCAAAUCUGCCUUGAUUCCCUUUUGAUUUCUUGUAUUAGGACAUGAGAAUGUCGACCAUUAGACCACUGAAAACCUCCAGCUUGUUGACCAAAGCGAAUGUGUCAGAAAUGAAGAGGCGCUAUGCCGAGGCUGUUGUGUCUACUGAGAGGGGUAUGGUCGGUGCGAGUGUGUAGAGCGUGUGACACUGAUGGAUGCGCCAAUGGUUAGACGGACAGAUGCUUGGGCGGAUCUAACGGUAUGCAGUGGUGUAGUGGCAUACGCAGCGAGAUUAGGCUAAAACAUCCGGAAUCAGUGAAAGACUGUUCUUUCUCGUCCCCCAACAAGCCUGGCGAACGGAGAGGAGAUCUUGUUGCUAUCGAGCGACUCCCCUGCCGGUCAGAUAUUUCUGACUAUUGACUAGCAUGAGACUGGGAAACCACGACACGGCAAAGACACGGACACACACAUCUGGCAGAAGAAAAAAAAAUCCUUUGACAACUUACCGUGUUCUGGUUUUCGAGAAAAUAAUUUGCGCCCACAGUCAUAACCUUUGCAGCAGACAGCGGACCAAUUGUAUUCGAUCUUGAAGAUGAUCUGAAAAAGAUGGACAAUUUAUCCACUUUCCCCCUAAAUAAUACAGAAAAUUAUCUGUAAGUUUUUUCUUUACUGCGAGGGAAACAUUUUAAAGAAAAAGCUGAUAGUGUCUGUGAUGGUCCCAAAUCUGAAGGAUGGGGCUGUGUGCAUCAUUUUGAUCUUACCGUUAAAAAAACUAGCUUAUUAUUCUUUCCAUUCUGUAUCAACAAAAACAAGGAGAGCGCAUGAUUCGGAUUUUGUGCCUGACUCACUUGAACAGAAGAAGGGAUCUUGCAGUAAGGAAGACUCGUCUGAUUCGCUGUUGCCGUUUUAAAUAGCUGCUAUCAGCCACACAAAGAAGGGGGAAAAGUGCUAUUAGCAGCCAAGAAAGUGUUUGGCAAUAGCUGCUGAUCCAUGCUCUCAGAGCAGCUGAGGCACAGCACGAGUCCAUCCCCUCCUUCUGAUGUACAUUAUUACAACAAGGGAUACCCAAUCAAGCACGUAUCUCAUCGAUUCGAACUGCUCUCAGUGGAUUUUGAACGCGCUUGGACAAAAUAACGGAGCGAGACAGCGUGUGGGCGACAAGUCCGUCCAUCUCUUCUUUCAACGUUUGUCUUUAUCGCUCUAUCUUAAAACAAUAUAUAUAUAUAUAUAUUGAUGUUUUAAGGGGACUUGGAAACACUGGGAUUUUCAUGCGAUGGCUACAGCGACGCUGAGAUGCUGCCUUGCUGGUUUUUAAAUUGCGUGUGAUUACCAGAAUCAAACUCCUCAUGGAUAACGCAGUAAAUCAACCGAUUGACUUGCCUGUUGCAGCCUCCAACACGGAGUGAGAAUCACAUUGAGGCUGAAGAUUCCCCCCCCCCCCGCAACUGUACUCCCGGUCUCAAACACACUGUGAUAUCCAAGCCGAACAGGAAAAAGAAGGAAAAAAAACGCUUGUUCUUCUUCAUCUUCAGAUCUACCCUUUCUUCAAUGUCUGCAUUUUUGUUUGAAAACUGCCGAUCUAUGUCAGCCUUCUGAAAGCGCCCCGGGUACCGUGUAAGGAAGCGCCUCUAUCAAAGAAGAGCGGACCAGCUAGGGAUCUCUGGGGCUAGAGAAGAACUCUUCAGAACCCCGAAAUAAGCAUGCCGCGGAGGAAACAGCAAGCGCCCCGGCGUGCAGCAGCGUAUGCCCCUGAGGAUGAGAAGGAGGCUGCCCUGCUCGAUGAGGACCUGGAGGGGGAGGACUCUGCCGGGGAGGAGGAGCCUGCGGUCAAGUACAUGUGCCAAGACAAGGACUUCCUUUUCAAUGACCGGCCUGGUUUCCAUGACUCCCCCGUGGCCGACUUCUCGGGCCAUGAGUUGGACAAUGAGUCUCACCUGAGUGAGUCCAGUGACCGCAUGUCAGACUUUGAGAGUGCCUCUCUCAAAAACGAGGAGGAGGUCGCGAAGGUGCCCCUAACGUCCUUGUCGCCAUCUUCCUCUGUCAUGAUGGCCACCACCACAGCUACAGCCAUGGAGGAUGGCGCCACCACCGGGCCAGACAGCCUGGAGCAGAUGAAGGCCAUCUACACCAGCUUCCUGACCAACUCUUACUGGUCGUCUCUGAACUUCAACCUCACCCAGCCGCCAGCGGUGGAGAAACCUCCACGCAGCCACAGCAGCAGCAGCAGUAGCAGUAGCAGCAGUUGUGGCAGCAAUGGCAAUGGUUACGACUGGCACCAGACCGCCGUGGCCAAGACCCUCCAGCAGGUCUCUCAGAACCAGAACCGGCUCAACCACCCUGCAGCGGAGCAAAACAACCUGUUCAGCACCGUGCAGCUCUACCGUCAGAGCACCAAGCUCUACGGCUCCAUCUUCACAGGUGCCAGUAAGUUCCGCUGCAAGGACUGCAGCGCUGCCUACGACACGCUGGUGGGGCUGACUGUACACAUGAAUGAGACAGGCCACUACCGCGAUGACAACCACGAGACAGACAGCGACGGCACCAAGCGCUGGUCCAAGCCACGCAAGCGAUCCCUCCUGGAGAUGGAAGGGAAAGAAGAUGCUCAGAAGGUCCUGAAGUGUAUGUACUGUGGACAUUCCUUUGAGUCUCUGCAGGACCUCAGUGUCCACAUGAUUAAGACAAAACACUACCAGAAAGUGCCUCUGAAGGAGCCAGUGACUCCUGUGGCAGCCAAGAUCUUCUCCUCCGCCCGUAAGAGAGCCCCCAUCGAGCUCGACCUCCCCAGCUCCCCAGACUCCAACGGGGGCACCCCCAAAACCUCCCUAAAUGACCAUAAUGACCCCCUACAGAAGGCAUCCAACCCCUACAUCACCCCAAAUAACCGUUACGGCCACCAGAAUGGAGCCAGCUAUGCAUGGCAGUUCGAGUCCAGGAAGUCCCAGAUCCUGAAAUGCAUGGAAUGUGGCAGCUCUCACGAUACACUUCAGGAGCUUACAGCACAUAUGAUGGUGACCGGUCACUUCAUCAAGGUCACAAACUCUGCCAUUAAGAAAGGCAAGCCCAUCAUGGAGUCUCCCCCGCCCGUCCCCACCAUCUCUGCCGGUGAGGAGAAAUUCCAGUCUGUACCACUGGCAGCCACAGCAUUCUCCCCACCUCCUCCCCCCAUACCUCCCCCCUCUAGUGUUUCCCCUGCCAUGGCUGUGGAGAUUAAGAAGGAGGAGAAGGAAGAGGAAUGUAUGAAGGAAACCACUAACAGCAGCAAAGACAAGAAGACCGGAGAUGACGAGACAGAGGAGAAAUUCGAUAUCUCCUCCAAAUACUCUUACUUAACAGAGGAGGAUCUAGAGGAGAGCCCUAAGGGAGGGUUUGACAUCCUCAAGUCCUUGGAGAACACAGUGACAUCAGCCAUCAACAAAGCACAGAACGGUGCUCCCAGCUGGGGAGGCUACCCCAGCAUCCAUGCUGCAUACCAGCUUCCAAACAUCAUGAAGCUUUCACUGGCCAACUCAGGGAAGAGCUCAGCUCUGAAGUACAUGUUCCCCGGAGGAGAGAUCCUGUCCCAAAACGCCAAAAACCAACCUCUGAUCUCCCCGCCCAGCCGUCAGACCUCUCCUCUCCCCAAAAACAACUUCCACGCCAUGGAGGAGCUGGUGAAGAAGGUGACUGAGAAAGUAGCCAAGGUGGAGGAGAAGAUGCGGGAGCCCAGUGUAAGGGCGUCCCCACUGAGACGAACCACACCCUCCCCCUGCAGCAGCGAGGCCGGGGAGUCAGCCAGAGGGGAGUCCCCUAAAGAGAGGAGAGGGUCUAAAACCCCCGAGAGCAUCGGAGGAGGCAGCCACAAAGACUGUAACGGUGACACCAAUAUGAAGGAGUCGCUGGAGAAUGGAAUGGAGUCGGCUGUCAAAUCCCCCAUCUCUGCCUUGUGUGGCAGCACAGCCAUUAUUACAGACCACCCGCCAGAGCAGCCCUUCGUCAAUCCUCUAAGUGCUCUUCAGUCCGUGAUGAACGUCCACCUGGGUAAGGCAGCCAAGCCUGCUCUGCCGUCCCUGGACCCCAUGAGCAUGCUCUUCAAGAUGAGCAACAGCCUGGCAGAGAAGGCCGCGGUCGCCGCUUCCACCCCAGCUCAGACCAAAAAAAACAACGAGCACUUAGACCGCUACUUCUACCACGUCAACAACGACCAGCCAAUAGACCUGACCAAAGGCAAGAAUGAAAAGAGUAGCUCCCUGGGUUCAGCUGCCCUGUCGUCAUCCACAUCAACACCCUCCUCUGUAUCCCCCUCCUCCACAGCCACCAUGGCCAAGGCCUCAUCUGCUGUGGCUUCAUUCAUGUCCAACUCCCCGCUGCGUGAGAACGCCCUGUCUGACAUAUCAGACAUGCUGAGAAACCUGACAGAGAGUCAAGCCUCUAAGUCCUCCACGCCCACCAGCCUGUCGGAAAGGUCUGACCUCGAGGGUUCCACUCAAGAGGAGCUAGAGGAGAUCUCUCCAGCCCAGAAACGCAAGGGCCGGCAGUCCAACUGGAACCCCCAGCACCUGCACAUCCUACAGGCCCAGUUCGCUGCCAGCCUCCGGCAGACUGGCGAUGGGAAGUACGUGAUGUCAGACCUGAGCCCCCAGGAGAGGAUGCACAUCUCCCGUUUCACAGGCCUCUCCAUGACGACCAUCAGCCACUGGCUGGCCAACGUCAAGUACCAGCUGAGGAGAACCGGAGGGACGAAGUUCUUAAAGAACCUGGACUCAGGCCACCCAGUGUUCUUCUGCAGCGACUGUGCUUCUCAGAUCCGUUCCCCCUCCACCUACGUCAGCCACUUGGAGUCUCACCUGGGCUUCAGACUCCGAGACCUGGCCAAACUGUCUGGAGAGCAGCUUGUCAGCCAGAUCUCACGUCACGCCAAAAGCCUGUCCGAAAAACUGCUCUCCAACCACUCCAACUCUCACUCCCACGCCCACUCCCACGCCCACUCCCCGUCUCCCUCCCCUGACGAGGACAGCAGCAGCACCUCGUAUCAGUGCAAGCUCUGCAACCGGACUUUUGCAAGCAAGCACGCAGUCAAGCUCCACCUGAGCAAGACCCAUGGGAAAUCCCCAGAGGACCACCUUAUGUAUGUCUGUGAGCUUGAGAAACAGUAGCACUAAGCUGUGGACAUGCUGCACUCUCUCUCUCUCUCUCUCUCCCGUUCUCUCUUGGUCUAUCUUUAGCCUUUCACAGACAUUUCUUUCGAAAAAAGGACUAGAAACUAUUAAGUGAUGAAACUGCACAAAGAUGCCAUAGAACUACUGUUUAGUUUCGGCACAUGGUUUCUGAUUAUCUUUAAGGUCGACUCACUCUGGCCCAAGAAGCUUUUGUUUGUUUAUGCUCUCCUGUUUGCUGUUGUCACUGAUGAAACAUAUGAAGGUUAAACAAUAUUUUAAAAUGAAGUGGUAUGUAUUUGAAAGUUGUGUAAAUUGGGUUUGAUUUCUUUAUAUUUUGGCAUCAUUGAGAUGUGAUAAGCUGCAUGCAUAAAUUAAACAGUUUAGUUAAACAUUUGGUAACUAAAUCUGGUGCACUUUUCUUUUUUUUCUCUCUCUCUCUUUUGCUCUCUUUUUUUGUUAAUGUGACCUUUAUGUGCUGGUGUCAGUCAGCAUCUGAAAUUUAACCCUCUGAGUACGGCCAAGCACUUCUACCCGAAUGAUCCAAAACCCUUAUCGAAGCAAAACAUUUGAGAUUGGAAUUGACCGAGCUAUUGUGUCGUUUGUAAGCUGCACAGUGAAAGUACUACAUGUCCCUGUCCAACAGCCAAUCUCUAAAUAUGCAUCGUACGUGAUGCAAAAUCUCAAUCUGGAGUCAUUUACUUUGUUUAAUCAGGGGCCUCUAUGAAUUCAGGUCUGUGUAAAAAUGUAUAUAAAAACAUAUAUACUAAUUCCUGUCUAAAUUAUGCAUCAUUUUUAUAUUUUUAAUUUAAGAGGAGUAUGACUAUCUACUGGUGCACAAUAUAUGAAGACAUUAAUGAAAUUGUUUUGCACAAUAGUUUUAUAAAUAUGUUAUUUAAUCAAAUGAUAUGAAAAUAAGAAGAACAAAAUUACCCAGAACUCUUUUAUUUCCACCUCGUGCUCAAAGGGUUAAACCUCUAGUACAAGACAGUACAUGUGCCGGUAUUUGAACAUUAAAAUAUAAAGGUUGUACAAAAGAAGUUACUGUAAGAAGUAAUGAAGAAUUCCACAUGUAACCUCUUAUUUAUAAGCACUCUUGGUUGUCGUUUCAUAUCGUAGAAUGCCUUUCGAUUGGUAUUUCUUCUUUUUUUCCCCUGUCUAAUUACUCUCCCACAAUUCCGCACUGCAGCUUUAUCUUUUUGGGAUAUGAAAGGUAACCAUGGUUACCUCACCUCUGAUUGACAGUUCUGCUACAUUUUUGGCAGUUCAUUUGCUAAAGUAACUGACAGCUGCCAGUGUACAGAAAUCUUAGGUGUAAAAUAUUGGCAUGUAAACAGCACAGACACUGUUAUGCAUUCUGUGCCGUGUUGUUGUUGUUGUUGUUGUUGACAAUGAAGCACCCAUUAUAUGACUUCAUAUAACCUUUUUUUUUUCUACUGCAGCAUUAAAGGAAACAGUUUUUUGCAAUAA